CUCCUCCCACCUCCGUCCCAACUCCCAACGCCACCGCGCCGCACUGCGACUCCCCCCACCGGAAGCCAUCCACUGCACCGUACCCUCCUCCCCCUCCACCCCAAACCACCUCGUGCUCCCUCCGCAAGCCCGCAUCCUCUGCGAUGAAUCAAGUUGGCCAGCGGCCACCACCGCCGCCGCCGGGGAGCUUGAUCAGGAUCCUGCGCUCGGUGGCCUAUUCACUGGGCUUAUCUAUCCGCUCUCUCAUGAGGCUACUGUGGCGCGCAUGCCGCUUACCGGCGGGCCAAGACGAGGAGGAGCGCAAUGAUGCCAAGAACAAGAACAAGACAGGCGACCGAGACGAUGAGGAUCGCCAGAAGAUGACGGAGAUUGCCGCCAGGAAACGAGCAAGGAAGAAGGCCAAGAAAGCGGCCAGAAAGGAGGCCCAGGCGAAGGCCAAGAAGACCAAGAAGGAGGCCAAGGCGGAGGACAAGAAGAAGAAGCAGGAGGAGGAGGACAUGCAGAGGAAAGAAGAGGAGGAGGCGGCCAAGGAGGAGGCCAGGAUCAGGGAAGAAGAGCAGAAGGCAGCCAAGGAGAAGGCCAGGCAGAAGCUUGCCGAGGACAAGAAAAAGGCUGACCUGGAGGAGGCCAAGAGAAGGCAGCGGGAGGACGCCGCGCGGAGGAAGGAGGAGGCCCAGAUGGAGGAGGAGGACAGGCAAAGGAGGCGGGAGGAGGCCCAGAGGAGGAAGCAGGCGGACAAGAACAAGAAUGAGUAUGAGAUUGAGAGAGAUGCUCAUAGGAGCUUCAGGGAUAAGAAUCUUAGCAGCCUCAAGGAUAAUGGAAUGACCGUCUGUAUGAUCUGCUACUUUGAAAAAGAGGACUAUAAGUAUGGAUGUACUGACAAGCAGGUAGCGUUUUUCUCUCGACUUCCUAAUUGAGUGUGGUAAACUAAAUUCAGGGACUAAUCUUGGUUUUUGUUUGUUUGUUUCUUUUCAGAAGGA
This is a messenger RNA of Triticum aestivum (bread wheat), 980 nucleotides long. RefSeq names its product vicilin-like seed storage protein At2g18540. The record is from RefSeq and is a predicted model, not a curated record. NCBI's taxonomy places the organism in Eukaryota, Viridiplantae, Streptophyta, Magnoliopsida, Poales, Poaceae. The transcript is spliced from 2 exons. Bases 144 to 917 code for a protein of 257 amino acids.